This is a messenger RNA of Drosophila biarmipes, 1469 nucleotides long. It is a transcript of the gene Orc6, whose product is annotated as origin recognition complex subunit 6. NCBI's taxonomy places the organism in Eukaryota, Metazoa, Arthropoda, Insecta, Diptera, Drosophilidae. Gene Ontology annotation, cellular component: nuclear origin of replication recognition complex. Bases 92 to 862 code for a protein of 256 amino acids. Gene Ontology annotation, biological process: DNA replication; DNA replication initiation. The record is from RefSeq and is a predicted model, not a curated record. The transcript is spliced from 2 exons. Gene Ontology annotation, molecular function: DNA binding.
UCGGUCACAGCUGAUUCAAUUCGCGCCAUUUUUUGUUAUUUGUGAUUUAACGACCCACGACUCGAAAUUAAAACUGAUAUUUAAAAGAGAAAUGACUACUUUAAUAGAACAGUUGAUAACGAAGAUGGGCCUGCGGGAUGAGCCCAAUGUGAUGGAGAAGACCACCGAAUUGGUGCGUCUACUGGAGCUGCGCUCCACAAAUGUCCCCCUGCAGAUCAACGAGUAUGGAAAGAUAGUCUUGUGUGCGGACCUCGCCUCCUGUCUGCUGGGCAUCCCGUUCGACAAGGAGCAGGCCCUUAAAAUGUCGGGCCUGCGUAGGAGCCACUACCUCAACAACAAGCGAAUGUUUGAGAAGCUCCUAGACCUGAACAAGCUGGCCAGCGUGAACGACAUAUGUGUGCAGUUGGGCCUCAACGAGGUGGCCCGCAAGGCGGAGGAGCUGAUGACCCUCUUCAAGGCUGUGGCCGCCACCGAAGACACCGGAACCGACACUACCCAUCCGCAGUACGCAGCCAUGGCCGUCUUCCAGGCCUGCCGCCUGCUCAAGAAAAAGGUCUCCAAGUCGAAGCUAAUGCCCUUCAGCAACCUUCGUCCCACCCAGUUCCAACAGCUUGAGCAUCAGUGGACUCUCAUGAUAGCCAAGCACCACAAGGAGAGCAAAUUGCCAGCGUCCUUCGAUUUGGACGGGAAACUUAAGGAAAGUCAGCAGGGGAAUAUCAAAGCACAAGAGUGCAAGAAGGCGCAGAAGCCUCAGACGGAGGACUACGAGACAUGGAAGGAGCGAAUGCUGGCCAGGGCGCAGGCGCAGCUGAAAGAACAGGAAAGUUCGCAUCCCAAUCUGGAUAAUCAGAUGGAGGCGUAAAUAUUUAUUUUAUAUAUGUUAUAGGCAUUUCCUAAAGAUCCAGUUUGUCAGUUAGUAAAUAUUGUAAAUUACACUUAAUAUCACCAUCAGUUAUAGUUUAAGUAUAAAAGAUGCUAAAGUAACAUGAAUUGGCAUUUUGAAUUCUUACUUAAGCAUUUUGUCAAAAUUGUGAUUCAUUUUUUAUACUGGCGUGUGUUUAUUGUAAGAGGAUCAUACAAUUCUCUAUUAAAUUAGAUUUUAUACCCAGGUGAAUGCUUUGAAAUAAACAAAAAGUUGCCCAAUUAAAAGUGACUGUAAAAGAUGGAUACGUAUGUACCCAUAUAGUACCUCCAAGCAUGAAUAAUCAUAUUCAACUAUAACGAUCGGGAAAAAUAUCUUUAAGUUUAGAUCCCGUUUAGAUAGACUCUUGUUUUUAAAGUUAGUAACAAUUAUUUAUUUGUUUUAAAAUUGUCAUUAGUUGUAGGCACAUACAUUCAUAUAAAAUUAAAAAAUGCAUUUUGAAAUAACAUUUCCCUUCGUUAGUACCCAAAAAGGGAUUCCUAUUCCUGUGGUAGAGACAAAUAAAAUCAAAGAUUUCUUUGGAUUUCUCAGUCGGUAAGCUCGUCAA